Mustela lutreola (European mink) is the source of this 1595-nucleotide messenger RNA. RefSeq names its product protein phosphatase 1 regulatory inhibitor subunit 11 (gene PPP1R11). The coding region runs from base 169 to 549 and encodes 126 amino acids. NCBI's taxonomy places the organism in Eukaryota, Metazoa, Chordata, Mammalia, Carnivora, Mustelidae. Gene Ontology annotation, cellular component: nucleus. The record is from RefSeq and is a predicted model, not a curated record. Gene Ontology annotation, molecular function: protein serine/threonine phosphatase inhibitor activity; protein phosphatase 1 binding. The transcript has 3 exons.
CCCUGGGGCGGGGAGGCGAAGGCCCGGGAGGAGGGGGUCGAAACGAAGGCGGAGGAUCCUGGCUGCUACUCUGAACCCGACCCCGAUUGUCUUAGACCCCAGAGACCAGAGAAAGGGAAGGGCGUCUCCUCCCCCUUCCUCCCCUCCUCCCUCUCCUCAGCCUUAGCCAUGGCCGAGGCAGGGGCCGGGCUGAGUGAGACCGUCACUGAGACAACGGUUACCGUGACAACCGAGCCCGAGAACCGGAGCCUGACCAUCAAGCUUCGGAAAAGGAAGCCAGAGAAAAAGGUAGAGUGGACGAGUGACACUGUGGACAACGAACACAUGGGCCGCCGCUCAUCAAAAUGCUGCUGUAUUUACGAGAAACCUCGGGCCUUUGGCGAGAGCUCCACGGAGAGUGAUGAGGAGGAAGAGGAGGGCUGUGGUCAUACACACUGUGUACGGGGCCACCGCAAAGGACGGCGUCGUGCAACCCCAGGACCGAGCCCCAGCACCCCUCCCCAGCCUCCUGACCCCUCCCAGCCCCCUCCAGGGCCAAUGCAGCACUAAAUUCCUCUGUCCCCCACCAUUCCUGUGUCUGUCUGGCCCUGAAUGUAUUCAUGUGGCUACCUGGGGACUAAACCCAUGGUUUGAUCCCUCCUCCAGCCCCUCCUCCUCUCUCCUCUGCCUGAGGGAGGGAAGGGGGAGAGGAGGGUAGGCAGAAAUCCUGGAAUUCUGACUUGCUGCUACUCCAGAACCCAGACUUCUGGGUUCCCCCAGCACUCAUUUCUCCUUCCAGUACUCAUCCUCUGUUCUCCAGGGAUCCAGGCGCCUAGGUCCCGGUCUGUCGCCCUUGUUCUCACUGCCAAACUGUCUGUCCUGGGAUGCAGUUAUCUUGGCCCCUUGCAUUCUCCCCUUGAGUCCCAAGCACUUAACUUGGGUUUUCAGCAGCCCUAGCUUUCACUGCCAGGGGUCCCAGUCAGAUUGGGGGCAGUCUUGUCCCAGCUGUGCCUGUUAAUCCUGGCUCUGAGCUCUUCCAGGAAUGGACUUAUAUAAUUGGAACUUCUAGUCCUUGCUUGUGGGAUGGGAGGCCUCGUGGGAGACCUCAGGGCUCUCAGGGAGCUUCAGCCCUUCCCUUCUCCUGCCCUCCGGAGGAGUUGGGAAAGGGGUCUUUGCUUUCUCCCUGUUAAUGGGACAUGGGAAAGGAAACAGUGGUGGCCUCUCCUCACCCUUCUCAUAGGAUACAGGAUUUCCAACAAAGCCAUCCUGAAGACUGGUCACUUAGAGCCCACUGUCUCCUCUGUCUUCUGGCUUCAGAGACAGACCCAGCAUAGUGUUAGGGCCCUGGGUCCCUAGGAGAGGAAGGAAAAGAGAGGGAGCAAAGAGAUGGGGAUAUGUCCCCUAUACUACACUCUUACCCCUUCCUUCCUAGGCUUUGAUGUUCCUGCCAGCCCAGAUGUCCAGCUCUCAGCCCUCCCCACUCCUUACUGGGAUCUUGCCAUCAUUUUCGCGGCUUCUUGCCAUGCACAGUUGCAAAGAUGAGUCAAAAACAUACCACCACUGAGAUCUCAUUUAUUGCCACAGAUGCACAAAAUAAAUAACCCAGCAUCACAAAA